UAAAACAUGAAGAAAGUUGUCGGAAAAGUAGGAUAGAACAAAUUGAUUACAUAAGCUCUUUCGCUCACUGUCUGUGGACAGGAAAUCUUGUCCGCUGCCACCAUGAAGUCUAGGGACGAGGAGGAAUACGGGGGUAAAUUAAACGAUAUGCCCGAUGACUCCAACUAUGUUAAACCGUACCUGACUCUUCUGAAACAAAGAGCAGGAGAAAAAUCAAACAUUCCACACGUGCUGGAUUUGUCUGACAACUUUUUGUUAAGGUUUUUACGGGCAAGAGACUUUGAUGUUGAGUUGUCGUUGAAGUUACUGGUUAACUACCAUAAAUGGCGCCAAGAAUGCCCUGAAAUAACUGCCAACCUGUGCCCAUCAUCCGUUUUAGGCCUUCUCAAAAACAAUUACCACGGGGUUCUGAGAUUACGGGAUGAGUCUGGAAGCAGAGUAUUAAUCUAUCGCAUUGGUCAAUGGAAUCCCAAGGAUUUUACUGCUUAUGAGGUAUUUCGUGUCAGUCUCAUAACAUCUGAGCUGAUAGUUCAAGAGAGGGAGACCCAGAUAAAUGGACUGAAGGCAAUAUUUGAUCUCCAAGGCUGGUGCUUUGCCCAUGCACUGCAGAUAAAUCCCUCCUUGGCUAAAAAGAUAUCUGCCAUCCUCACGGAUUCCUUUCCUCUCAAAGUCCGUGGUAUUCACCUGAUAAAUGAACCAAUAUUCUUCCGUCCAGUCUUUACCAUGCUUCGACCAUUCCUGCCUGACAAAAUCAAGCAGAGGAUUCACAUGCAUGGCAGCUCAUACACUCAGAGUCUCUCUGAGCACUUUCCCAGUGACAUCCUGCCUGUUGAGUUCGGGGGUACAGGUCCCAAACUGGAGGAAGUGUGUCAGGAGUGGACUGAAUACAUCAUGCAGUGUGAGGACCAACUCCACAGUCUCUCCAUAGAUCAAGAAGGGAAUGUCUCAGAGUGCAGCUCCUUUUCUGACACAUGAAAAAGGACUGAAUGUAGUUGAUCAGCCAGAUUUGUUCCUGUUCUUAAUUCCUUUGUAGCAUUAUACCAAUAUUGCUUGAGCUUCCAUCAUGUUACCAUGGGUUAAUGUUGCAUACAGUAGUUCAAUGUGAACAAUACUUGGAACAGAUUGAUUAUCAUCCAGGUUGUGUCAACCGCUAAGAUUGUUACUGACUCUCAUGUCCGUCACUGCAGUCUUACCUUUUUUCAUGUUAGUUCCUCAGUUACCUACCUUCAAAACUCAACACAAAAUCACAAAACUCAGGGUGUAGCUUUUUCAGUACUGUUUUAUAUCAGAAAAACAUGGGUAUCGUUGUUGUUAUUACCAUCGUGUGAUAUACUGGUAGAAAUUGCACACAUUUUUGUAACUUUAAUGAAAGAAGGAAAAAUAACUUGAAGUUUACAACUAAGACUUGUUUACUUAAGUGAGUCCCUAAGCUAAUGAUGCAGUUAGGCUGUAGCCUGUUUUUCCCCUUUAGUCUACAGAGCACAGAGUCAUGGCUCCUUACUCCACUGCCCUUCGUUCCUGGUUCUGGUUGGUAAAUAUUGUCUUAGGCCUAUUAACCUCACUGGAGAGUUUUAAUGACAUACUGAUGCAGAGUAUUUAAAGAGAUUUCCUUCAAAUUUUACACAUCAAAUACCAUUAUUUAAUGUUGCAAAUGUUGCUUGUACUUAUAUAAAAUUUUCGUUACUGAUAAUUUGUAAAACAAAAAAAAAAAAAAAAAAAAAAAAUUAGUGCUGCUAAUGUUAAUUACAAUCCAGUGAAAUUCCUCAAACUACCACUAGUCUUAAGUUUUUUCAUGUUAGUUCCUCAGUUACCUACCCUCAAAACGCAAAAUCACAAAACUCAGGGUGUAGCUUUUUCAGUGCUGUUUUAUAUCAGAAAAACAAGGAUAUCAUUGUUGUUAUUACCAUUAUGUUAUAUAGUGGUGUAACUUUAAUGAAAAAAGGAAAAAUAACUUGAGGUUUACAACUAGGACUUGUUUGCUGAGGUGAGUCCCUAAGCUAUGAUGCAGUUAGACUGUAGCUUGUUUUUCCCCUUUAGUCUACAGAGCACAGAGUCAUGGCUCCUUACUCCACUGCCCUUUGUUCCUGGUUCUGGUUGGUAAAUAUUGUCUUAGGCCUAUUAACCUCACUGGAGAGUUUUGAUGACAUACUGAUGCAGAGUAUUUAAAGAGAUUUCCUCCAAAUUUUACACAUCAAAUACCGUUAUUUGAUGUUGCAAACGUUGCUUGUACUUAUAUAAAUUUUCGUCACUGAUAAUAGUGCUGUUAAUGUUAAUUACAAUCCAGUGAAAUUCCUCAGACUACCAGAAUACAAUAUACAGAAUACAAUAUUCUGUUCUUUUUUCCUUUUUGCCUUGCCUUUGACCUGUAUACAUUUUUAAUUUUAUUAAGAAAUGAAUUAAAAUAACUUUCAGUUACUCCACUGAACUGUGUAGGCAAUGUUUUAAACAUGCUUGUAACCCUCAUAUCUCAGAGCUGUUAAUCAUUAAACAAUGUCUUUAACAUUCUGCCACAAUAAGGUACAGAAAGUGUGUAGAAUUAUUACUGUACAAGAACCUGAACAGUAACUUUAGUGUACCUAUAUACACUAACAAUAGCAUAGCAUAAAAUCACGUAAAAGCAGUCCUUUUCACUCAUAGAAUACACCCAUGGUGCUAAAUACAGGAGGUCCGGCAGCCCUUAAUCAACCCUUUGGAUUAAAAAUUAUUUGUGUAUGUGUAUUUGUUUGUUUGAGUGAGUGAGUCCUGAAAAUAAACUGUAAAAACUUGG
Chanos chanos (milkfish) is the source of this 2767-nucleotide messenger RNA. RefSeq names its product tocopherol (alpha) transfer protein (gene ttpa). Gene Ontology annotation, molecular function: phosphatidylinositol bisphosphate binding; vitamin E binding; lipid transfer activity. Bases 103 to 975 code for a protein of 290 amino acids. The transcript has 5 exons. Gene Ontology annotation, cellular component: membrane; late endosome. Lineage: Eukaryota; Metazoa; Chordata; Actinopteri; Gonorynchiformes; Chanidae. The record is from RefSeq and is a predicted model, not a curated record. Gene Ontology annotation, biological process: vitamin transport; vitamin E metabolic process.